GGCCCGGUGCGCCGGCGAUGGCGCCGGGCGGCGCCCGGAGCUGCGCGGGAGGUUCCGGGCGGAGCGGGAGCUUCCGGGAGCGGCCGCGCUGAGGAGGAGGAAGAGGAGGAUGAAGAAGGAGCAGGUGGCGCACUGCCAGUUCUCCGUGUGGUACCCGCUCUUCAAGGCAGUCACCAUCCGCAGUGUUAUUCUUCCCCUGCCAGAGAAUGUGAAAGAGUAUUUGCUGGAUGAUGGAACACUGGUGGUUUCUGGAAGAGAAGAUCCACCAAGUCAUGCUCAGGAGGGGAGUGAUGAUGCAGAGGAGAUACAGUGGUCAGAUGAUGAGAACACUACAACACUUAAGGCACCAGAAUUUCCCGAGUUCACAGCUAAAGUUCAGGAAGCAAUAAGUUCCUUGGGUGGCAGUGUUUUUCCUAAACUCAACUGGAGUGCUCCAAGGGAUGCCUACUGGAUAGCAAUGAACAGCUCUCUGAAAUGUAAAGCUCUCAGUGACAUCUUCCUGCUCUUCAAGAGUUCAGACUUCAUCACCCGUGACCUCACCCAGCCAUUUAUUCACUGUACAGAUGAUUCCCCUGAUCCUUCCUUGAACUAUGAGCUCGUUCUUCGCAAAUGGUGUGAACUAAUCCCUGGUGCAGAAUUCAGAUGCUUUGUCAAGGAAAAUGAGCUUUUAGGUAUAUCACAGAGGGACUACACCCAGUACUAUGAUCACAUCUCUAAGCAGCACGAGGAGAUCUGUAGGUCCAUACAGGAGUUUUUCAAGAAACACAUACAAUACAAAUUCUUGGAUGAAGACUUUGUUUUUGAUGUGUACAGAGACAGCAGGGGUAAGAUUUGGUUAAUAGAUUUUAACCCAUUUGGUGAAGUAACAGACUCCCUGCUCUUUACAUGGGAGGAACUCACCUCUGGAAAAAACUUGAAAGGAGAUCAAAGUGAAGGGGAAGCAACAGAACAGGAUUGCCCAGUGUUCCGUUGUACCAACAGCAAAGUCACCGUCCAGCCCAGCCCCUACCUGAGCUACCGACUGCCCAAGGACUUUGUGGACCUUUCCACAGGAGAGGAUGUUCACAAAUUGAUUGACUUUCUAAAACUGAAAAGAAAUCAGCAAGAGGAUGACUGAGGUACCCAGAAGCAUUACAUUGAAUUACAAGCAAGAAAUGUGGCAAAAUCUGUAUUUAGCAUAACUAUUAAACUAUUGAUUUAAAGGAAACCUGCUUUUUAUAGUCAAUGAAAGAUCUGAAGAGCUGUUCAUCCCCAGUGUCUGUUGGUUUAUAGGAAAGUGUAGGGAAGCUUUUUCAGGGAAACAUGAAAGGUCAGGGUGAGUUCUCACUGGAUUCCAGGUGCAAAGAAGCAACAGCCUGAGUGCAGCUGAACAAGUUCUUUCCAUUUUUCAUAAUGUGAGGAUUGAUGCACAGAGCUACGCCUUUGGACUCCCCAGUGUAAAUGUGGCCACACAAAAUGCUUGUGCAGUAACAACAUGGAGCAUUCUCUGCAUUUAGGCACUGUCUUGCUUAAUAUGUAGUCACAAAGAAAAAGGAAUGUACAUUUUUAUCUGUAGUAACCUUUUAAAAUUGUGAAUUUAUUUUGUUUGGGGAGCACUUCUCAUCCUUUAUGUAGAAAAAAAAAUAAAAAAUGGAGAAGGGAUUUUUUUCUUUGUUCCAAGGGCUAAUAUUUCAUUUCAGAGAACAGCUAUAGCUGUAGUAAACUACUUAAAGUUUGAAAAUUUUACAUAUUGGGAAUUUGAAAUUCUGAAUGCAUUUAAAGUAAAGUAAUAUUUUCAUAGUUGCUAAAGUGAAAUGAAAUUCAUUUAAACUCACCAAAUUUUAUUUCAUUUUCAUAGUAAAGCUUUCUUGAAACGUGUUUUUUUAACAUGAUUACAUACUAGACAUUGUCUGUGACUUUAAUCUACAUAAUUAACAUCAAAUUAUAAUUUUAUAUACAGACUCAGUCUUGUUUCUUUUGUGUCACAUUUCUGAGUUUCUUAGGAAAGCAGUUAUUCUUUCAGCUCUUAAAAUUC
Melozone crissalis (California towhee) is the source of this 2014-nucleotide messenger RNA. RefSeq names its product cell division cycle 123 (gene CDC123). Gene Ontology annotation, cellular component: cytoplasm. The record is from RefSeq and is a predicted model, not a curated record. The transcript has 13 exons. Lineage: Eukaryota; Metazoa; Chordata; Aves; Passeriformes; Passerellidae. Bases 110 to 1117 code for a protein of 335 amino acids.